This is a messenger RNA of Pecten maximus, 1825 nucleotides long. RefSeq names its product neurogenic differentiation factor 4-like. Gene Ontology annotation, molecular function: protein dimerization activity. The transcript has a single exon. Bases 149 to 1168 code for a protein of 339 amino acids. The record is from RefSeq and is a predicted model, not a curated record. Lineage: Eukaryota; Metazoa; Mollusca; Bivalvia; Pectinida; Pectinidae.
UGUCGCGUGGCCGGGUUUUGACUGACAGAGGGUAUAAAAACGAUACCCAGGUCACAUAGUCACACUAACCACCAAUACAGAUACAACACAGCUACUACACUACUUGCCGGUCACUCGUCAACUUGCUCUUGACCAAUUCACUUCUGUUAUGACCAUGUCAUCUCAGACAACUUUCCUCCUGCUCGCGUCUACUGCUAGUAACAGUAGCUAUGGAAGUCCAGCAGACUCAUCUUUUUCAUCUAUGUCAUCACCAGAUAACGGGGAGGUAGAUGAUCAGUGCGUUGAAAUGGAAAGGAACUCCAAAGAAAACCUUGUCAAUGCAUCCUCGUCAAAACGAAAGUUGAAAGACAGUGAAUCCGUUUCUUCUACUCCUAAAAAGAAACGCUAUAAUAAGCCGAGACAGCGAGAAAGGAGUCCAUCCCUGGUCGCUAAACUUAGAAAAACCCGCCGCUCCAAAGCUAACGACAGAGAAAGGAGCAGAAUGCAUGGAUUAAAUGACGCUCUGGAAGUAUUACGGGAGGUGUUACCAGCUUCUGAUGGUGAAAACAAACUGACAAAGAUUGAGACACUGAGAAUGGCCUAUAACUAUAUAUGGGUACUAUCUCAGACCCUGGAGGGUGUCGCUAAACUACCGGAAAACGGACUUGCCAAAGAUGUAAAUAGUGCUAUUCAUGUGAAAAGAGAGUUAGACUUUAAUACUAGUGCUUGUUCCGCGGACAGUGGUCAACUUUCUCCUGUUCCAUCCCGGAUUCUGUCUCCAGUUGUAGAACCAGACUCCCAGGUGAUGGCGCCCUCUCGUCAGUCACCUCACUACGAUCAUCAUAACCCAGCAUCCCUCCAGCACCAGCAGUCUACCGCUGCUUUCCAUCAUUUCAGAAUCGCGCCAUCAGUAUCUACUCCUGGGGUCCAAUUCCAGCCUCUCCUCCCAGCCUCUGAACCCAUGUCGCCAUACAUGUCCAGUUCCUCGCCCGUGUCCCAUGUUACUUCUCCACAUUCCCGGACGGACGUACACCCAAACUUUGUGAUAGGACAGACACAUCAUUCAGACUGGAGUAGUGUGUAUUCCGGAUUUUCAGCCAUGAAGGAGUGUGGCAUGUUGAGGUCGGGUCUACACAGUCCCACGGAACACUCGGAUACCUCCGAAGGAUACUCGUUUGAAAUGUUUUGAAGUGAACUUUGAUGUGAACAAGCUAUGUGAUAUCGAUAUAUUGUGAGAACUUUAGACAAGGAGACUGUGUCCAGUGAUUAGUUGUGAUAAUAUUUACAUUCUGCUGGUAAAAAGACAAUCCCCAACGUGCCUGAUUUAUCGAACCAGUAUUGUUGUCUAGUUUUUUCUAUGCAGAACUUGUGAAAUAUAUUUUGAUAAGGUUAGUAUUUCGUAUGUUAAUGUUUGUUAUGGCAGCAAAGUGUCCUUUUUACUCGAAAAUGUGAAUCUUAGCUCGUCGAGAGUAUUCCAUUGGCCUAGUAACUAUGGAGAGAAGGCCUUCAUUCGUUAGUGGAUAAUUCGGUUAGUUAUGUGGAAAUUGUAAUUAUUUAUUAAUGUGACAUUUAUUCAAUUAAUCAGUGUUACCGGUAUUUACCUGCCACCUCAUUAUUCUGUCAGAAAAACAUUUCAUGAAAUUAGUUUUUUACGAAGAUUAUAUUUUGUACGUAUUUAAGCACAUUCCAAUGCCAUUUAAAAUCCUCUACAACGAUAGAUAAUUACUGACGUCUUUUACACGUGGGGCCGAGAAACCCUUUGUAUAUUUAUAUAUGAUUUAUAUGUGAAACAAAAUAAAUUAUUUGUCUAUUUAUUACCAAAUUAAUUUGUUAUAGUCCUCUUUAC